Thyridium curvatum is the source of this 579-nucleotide messenger RNA. RefSeq lists its product as uncharacterized. The coding region runs from base 1 to 579 and encodes 192 amino acids. NCBI's taxonomy places the organism in Eukaryota, Fungi, Ascomycota, Sordariomycetes, Thyridiales, Thyridiaceae. The record is from RefSeq and is a predicted model, not a curated record. The transcript has 2 exons.
AUGAAGACUUCUGUCAUCCUCGCUGCCCUGGCCUGCGCCGGCACUGGCCUCGCUGCCCCCGCCGUCGCCGAGCGCCAGGCCGCCAAACCCUGCUUCGUCAUCGGCAGCACAACCCUCCCCAAGGAGGUCUCGGCCGCCGGCGCCGCCCUCGCCAACACCGUGACCUGCUCCCGCACCGCAAAGACCCUAUCCGGCGUCCCGGACGUCACGGCGGGCACCACCUCCUUCUCGGCCAUCGACUUCUCCAAGUCGAAGCAGUCGACCCUGGCCUUCGCCCUCGACAAGUUCGCCACCGCCAGCCCGCUGGCCGGCAACGACCUGAAGAAGUUCCAGAACGAGCUCGACGUGUACGUCGCCACCGAGGUGGGGAUCCGCAGCGUCGGCGGCAACCUGGCCAUCAAGGUGCCCAAGUUCUUCCUCGAGUUCCAGGUGUCGCGCAUCCGCGUCGCGCAGGGCGACACGCCCAAGGAGCCCGGCCUGCAGGUCGACCACCUGCGGGACAAGGUGCUCAAGAACGCGGCGAACCAGGACAAGGCGCUGCUGGACCAGGUCAGGCAGCUAGCUACCGUUCUGGCCUGA